UGCACUCCCUUCGCACGCACAGGCACAGGCCAUUUUGUGAAGAAACAACUCUCAACGACGCUAUCGAUAUCGCCUCGGUCGACAUCGCCGUCUGGGAAACAUCGGACGCGACUUCGCCGCGUGUUGGCCGAGGCGAACAAGGACAAGGUGGUGAAAGUGCAGCUCGGAAACUUGGUUCGCACGGGUGCUGUACCGAACUUGUCAAGUAAACGCCCGCAGCGUGGUGGAAUUUUAGCAAUCCGUAAAGUUACCUUGAGUAGUACUAGUAGUACCUAUGUAAGAGCCUGUUAUUCGUAUUCGUCAAGACGCGGUGGUGAAGGGACUUCCGAAACCAAACUGUGAUCAGUAGGAAUACAGCGUUUGAUGACACAGCCAGUACAGCGGCAACAAACCUUCUGCAGUGUCCGGUGCACGUGGUUUCCGAACAUCCCACAGCGUCACAAAUAUGCUCCUGUCAGUCACCGUCACCCUCGUCGCUAUUCUGCUCACGGUGUUCUCGGCCAAAGCACAGGAUUUCGGAGAUGCGCCAACUCGUGUUGUAUUUCAACCAAUUCCGGCUGUUAAUGGCACCCAGGCUAGCAUCACAUGCGUUACGACAAGCGAAGUCGAGCGCAACGAUGUCGAGCUAUUUCGAGACAGUUCGAUGGUCCAGGCCAGUGACAGAAUAAUGGUGAAUCCGCCGCGGGGUCCGGCCGGUGUUUUGGAGCGCACAUGGACGUUCAACCCCGUACUGCUGUCGGACAUGGGGACCUAUAGGUGUAGAUUCGCAGUAACUUUGCCACAGGCCGUUGUGCGGGUGGUAGUACCUCUGGCACCGUCCACUCAAAUCGACAUCCAGGCUUGCUCGGUGUACCGCGUGGAGAACGACUCCUACUACCUGCCGCAGGGGCACAUGGAACUGCUGGAUCUGAACGAGACUCUGCGUCGCAACGACAGCGAUGUGAUCAGGCCAGACGCGGGAAAUCUGCUGGUUUGCCAGCUCGUGUCUGCCUCGAGUCGGAACUUGGCCGCGGGAAACGUGCGCUGGUUCCGGCAUACGGUUCGUGCUGAAGCAGUUGAGACUGUGCCAGUUGGAACGGGCGAAGACGACAUCAGUAUAAUACUUCAGCCAUUCGUCAUGGACAGAAUCUGGCUGGUGGGGCUGAACAUACCGCGGCCGGAUCGCGACGAUGCUGGCUCGUACACAUUUGAACUGAUAACGGGCUCUGCUAUGAACGUCUCCAACUGCAGCAUGGAGAAUGAUCAGUGCAACUAUCCUCUACUCUUGAAUACUGGACCCAGCAUUGAGACCGGACUGGAGAACUUUGAAACCAACAAGGGUAGCGCCAAGACAGCCAUGUGCGUAGCAACCGGCGUGCCAGCACCGACUAUAACCUGGCUCUUCGAGAACAGAGCCCUGGAUCUGACCUCGACUAGCCGUAUUUUUGUCACAGUCUUCAAUCCCGUCAAUGGCAACCCAUUUCGGGUGAGAAGUGUGCUCACGCUAACCGACACCCAGUAUGAUGACCGAGGCAACUACCGCUGUGUUGUGCAGUCUGUGCGGCCGGAUGGCCUUGUCAUCGGCAAUACCGAUAGCACAGCACUGUUCAGAGUACGCGAUCCUAUCGGUGCCGUAUGGCCAUUCCUGGGCCUUUGCGGACAGUUCUUAGUGCUCAUAGUUAUCCUGUACGCUGAUCGAUAUCGCCGGAUAGUGAGGAAGCGACGCGUCGAUGAUGAAACAGAUGGUGGUGCCGAUGGUUCUGAGGAUGAAACUGAUGGCCAGGAUGAGAAUGAAGACAAUGAACAUCUUACUCUGCUAUUCAGGUGUCCCCGUGGUUCUGAAUCAGUGCGGUACAGACCUCUCAAUGAGUCAGAACUCUGAGAGACACCCUACCAACAGGCACGGCACAAAUUACUUUGUGAACACGUGCGUGAGAAUGGAGGAAAGUGCAGCUGAACAGCACAAUCAAAGAACGGCAAAGUCAACUUGUGGGAAGACUUCAAUCGGCUGUAGGUGCAUUGCUGCAUUAAAUUUUUCACGAAAUCCCUUAGGAUAGGGUGACAUUGAAGUGGAAGAGAGCUUGUUUGAAUUCCUUUUAGGGUGGGUUUUGGGGUACGGGAGAGUUUAUUUUGUAUUGUGCUCUCUUGCCCUGUAGGAACCUUGGCUGCAUAUUAAUAAUUCUGACGGUCUUUGAAAUGAAAGCACAAUCUAAAGGAUGGUGUACAUGUACUUGUAUAAACUCAAAGUUUAGUGAAACAUCGAGAAGAGUGUUGAAUGUGUUUUAGUGCUGCUUUUUAGUUUUGUUGGUAUUCUAGUUUCUUCAAUCGUGCUCAGAACCAUUGUGAUGACUAGAUAUGUACAUUGUACUGGUAUUCCUGGCUCAGGCAUGAUCACUGUGUCACCAGUGUUUAUGCCUACAUGCACGUACUUGUUUCAUUGCCGCUGAGAUGCUACUACUACCACUAGUCAUGUUUGUUGCCUUGCUGCAUGUUGAUCUGUUAACAUUUUAGGACAUAUUUACGUUAUCUACCACAGCAAAUUCUCAUAUUGUCUCAUUACAGAACAUUCUGGGUUCGAGGCGA
Messenger RNA from Sycon ciliatum, 2562 nucleotides. RefSeq lists its product as uncharacterized. Gene Ontology annotation, cellular component: neuronal cell body; axon; plasma membrane. Gene Ontology annotation, molecular function: axon guidance receptor activity. The coding region runs from base 446 to 1861 and encodes 471 amino acids. The transcript has 10 exons. Gene Ontology annotation, biological process: synapse organization; homophilic cell-cell adhesion. The record is from RefSeq and is a predicted model, not a curated record. Lineage: Eukaryota; Metazoa; Porifera; Calcarea; Leucosolenida; Sycettidae.